This is a messenger RNA of Mastomys coucha (southern multimammate mouse), 4853 nucleotides long. RefSeq names its product SLX4 interacting protein (gene Slx4ip). Bases 359 to 1600 code for a protein of 413 amino acids. The record is from RefSeq and is a predicted model, not a curated record. NCBI's taxonomy places the organism in Eukaryota, Metazoa, Chordata, Mammalia, Rodentia, Muridae. The transcript has 8 exons.
CUCCGUAAAGCUUCGAUAUCCUCGACGGAAGCCAUUUUUCAUUUGGGCAGUUCCUUCAAGCUAUCCAGGCUUACCCAGGGCUUCGCUGCCAUCGUAGGUCCUGGCACUGGCUUCCAACUGUGUGAAGUCGGCCACGCCAUCUUGCGUUUGGGUGCUGGUUGCAGUCUAUAAGGCGCGAGGGGUACACUGGGAAACCGGAAGUAAGCCAAAGCUUCGGAAGCUUGGUCUGCCGCCUUUUUAGUCUGAGCUUUCACAUCCAGGUUCUAGUCCACCAGUGACCCUGGACAGUAAUAAAGCAUAUAAAGCCCGAACCCACCUCCCGCCACCAUCAUAGGUUCUUGUACCUCAUGUGGAAACCAUGGCAUCUAAGAAAUUUGCCAUUAAAUGUGGGAACUUUGCAGUCCUGGUGGAUCUUCAUAUAUUGCCACAAGGUUCAAACAAAGAUUCCAGUUGGUUUUCUGAACAGAAGAAAGAGGAAGUUUGUUUGCUGUUAAAAGAAACCAUUGAUUCCAGAGUUAAGGAGUACGUGGGCAUUUAUAAACAGCACAGGCCAUCAGAUGCAGAAUUCACAAGAUCCAGUCCCUUGUCCUUAAAAGGUUAUGACUUUCAGAUCACAGCUUAUUUCCUCAAGAGAGGGAUACACCUUCGCUGUAUCCAAAGCUCCAGGAAUACUGAACUUCGUAUAUUUCCUGAGAGAUUCGUGGUGUGUGUUAGUCAACUUGCAUUUAGUCAUGAUACUUGGCCAAAGCUAAAUGAAAAAUCGACAAAAAAAGCCUUCCAUGGACUGUCUGAUUAUUUUGCUGAGUGUGCAAAGAGUUCCCCUUCUCCUGGUACAAAGCUCAAGAGGAACGCUCUGAAGGAAAUUGUGAGAAGAACUGAAUCAAAAGGCACUGAUGUGAGCAAACCACCGCCCAGCGGGAACCUCGUGGGAAGAUCUAGUGACUCAGUUAUUACUGCAGUACCACAGACAAGGGAUGCCUCAGCCAUUCUCCUGUCAGAAUCUGUGGGUCAAGCACAAGAUGACAUAAGAGCAGCCAAGAGCCACCAGGAGCUUCCUGUUCAAAAGCUGGAAAAUGUUUCUCAGACUCAGCCAGGAGACACUCACAGCCAGCAGCAACUUCAUCCUGGGGAGUGGUUAAAGAUGGGGCUUCUAAGCAGGAGCCCUGUGUACAACUAUGAGUCAGCAUCACCAGGUCCAAAGCAAAGUCCGAGAGCAGCCAAGACACAGCAGAAACGCAGGAAUUGUGGCUCUGUGGAAGACGCUGACCACCGCAGGAGAGUUUCUCUUGGAAGUGAAGGAUUAGUCCCUGAGGACCAGGCAGGGGAAAGGAGCACAGCUGGCAGGGUUUUGCCAGCCUUAGAGUUGUCAGAUCCUGGGUUGCUUUUGAAACAAGAUUUGGCAAAAGCCACAGCUAAGGAAGAGUUACAUGCUUUGGAAAAUCUCUCCUCCAGACAUCUUAUGACAAACAACCCAAGGCAGGCACAGCAAACCAGUUCAGCUGCAAUUACUGAAAGAUUAGCUACAGUUCAGGGCGGCCCCAGCAAGAAAAGAAAGAAAUUGCAAAGUUACAGCAGAGGAUGUAGUAGCAAGAAAAACUGAGUAUACAGUACCUGGGGUACUGGAAGAAAUUAGGGCAGUUACUUUAAAUAAAGAGAUAGUUAGGACCUGGAGUUAUGUCUCAGCUUUUAAGAGCACUUAGUGCUCUUGCAGAGGACCCAGGUUAGGUUCCAAGCACAAGGUGACUCACAACCAUCUUCACUCCAGAUCCAGAAGACCCAACACCCUCUUUGACCUCCAUGAGCACCAGGCAUGCCCAUGGUAGGCAUAUAUACCAGGCAAAACACACAUACACGUAAAUCUUUUUGUAAAACUGUUUGUGUUGGAAUUGGCCUUCACAGUCACCUCCUAGAGGCUGUUUUCCUAACAGGCUUGUUACUGUCUCAUCAUAUUUAUAACUGUCUCCAGAAAAUACUGUGUUGACAAAGAGCCAUCCACUGGUCAAGGAGUAAACUAUGUAUCUAGGACCCCAAGGAGAAAUCAGUAAUGUUGGUGGCCUUCUCACCCCAUCACUAUGAAGACCUCCUGAUGGAAGACAGAGAGAGAGAGAAAGAGAGAGAGAGAGAGAGAGAGAGAGAACAAACCAGGUACUGUGGGCCAGUUCUUGGGCUGCAGUUCUCUUACUCCUCAAACUGAGUAGCUGACCAUUAAGAGUUUAAGUCAGCAGUGUCAGCAUGUGGUUCUGUGAAGAAUGCAGGUAUUGGGGUCUCAGACUUAUGGAAUGAGGAACUGUGAUUCUGAAAUAGACUACAGUUGAAAACAGUUCCCUAGAACUGACUUCCUACAGCCUAGUUACCAUGGCUCCCAUCAGCUGGGCCAACCUGUGAAAAUGUACACCCCUGUACUUCCUUCAGAUUUGUAAAGUAUUUAGAUUGGAUUUGGUGUGUGAGUCACUUUGUUCCCAGGUUCUACUAUAGGACGGACACAAUGCCUAGAGGGCUGUUCCAUCUGUAGUUGCCAGAAAUGUAGAGGUGAUUCAGCUCAAUCUUAGGUGAGGACAUGGGAGAGGUGUGUCCUAUGCAGCAUAAGUUUGACCCUGUCCCUGUUCACACCUCCCAUAUUCUGGUUACAUUGAAGACAGACCAGAAUCCAAACGGAGGGCAAUGGCCAUUCCAGCUCCCAAUUUGGAAAAUUUCCCAGGGUAUUUAAAUGUUCUAUUCAGCUGUGUAGCCAACUCUCAAGAAAGACAGGAAGCCAAAGUUGUCAACCUGGACGUUUCAUCUGGUCACUUCAACCUCAAAGGACCAGAAACUACUUGCUGCUGGUAUUUCUUUCCUUUCCCACCUAGUGUUUUGUUUUCUUGAGAGCUGAUUCUAAGAUGCUGAGUCCUCAAUGGAAACAUGAGUAGUCACCAUUGUACACUAAGAAGCAGCUCACUCAGAGCACAGAGGGUGCUUCCCUCUCCAGAGCGAAGAUACUAUGACCUGGAGCAGACGGGAUUUUAAUUGUUUAAUGGCUAAGGUCAUAUUUUGUACUUAAUUGUACGUACAAAGGAUGUGCUUUCAAGAAAUGUUUUACUUUCAAGUCUGUUCUAUUAUAUUAUAGGAAAUAGUGAUUAUUGUGACCAAUGAUUUAAAAAAAAUAUAGUCUGUUAGGGUUGUAGAUAGAUGUGGCCUUUGUCACAGCCUUCAUGCACAAUGGAUUUUAACAGGAUUAACAGAGCUCUAGGUUCCCACACUCUGCCAUAUGUUUAAGGAAUUUUGCCCUUAAUCAUUUUCCUUCAGCAUGUUUGAAACACCUUUCCAUCUCUUGUUUCUUGAAUGGUUUUACAAUUCUUUGAUUAUAUGGGUAAAGGGGGAAAAUUAAUCCCAAAUGCUUUGUUACUUAAUCAGGUAGGACAUUAAGUAUUGUCUACUGUUGGAAAUGGUAUGAGUUUUUAUAUUCUUAAUUACUGUAGCAAUUUGGCAUUUGAAAGUCUAAGACACUGUCAGGCUUGAUAGUCAAACCAAGUUCUUCAACCCAUUCAUCCUCCAAAUUAAAUUUAUAUUCAGGUCCCUGUGAUUGUGAUACUUAGAGGGAAUGUUCAUCCAGUUCCGUUGGUAACUAAACUCAAGACUUUUCUCAUUAUCUGAGAUGCUAAGCCACCUUCAUGUACUGUCAAAUGACAUUUUAAUAGAUGAAAGUUGGUUAGGUCUUUUUGUAUUUUCUUUCUUUCUCCCUCCUUCCCCAAUUUAAAAGCAUGGAAAAGCUGGCCUGGUGGGACAUGUCUUUAAUCCUAGCACUUGGGAGGCAGAGGCAGGUAGAUCUCUGAUUUGGAGACCAGACUAGUCUACAUAAUAAGUUAGCAGACAGCCAAAACUACAUAGUGAGACCUUGUCUCAAAACAAACAAACAAAACAGUAUAGGAAUAAUCUGUGAUUUUUCUUUCAUGAUUGCUUUCUUUGCCACUGGAGGUUAACUCACCAAGAUAUGCAUAUGACUUGUGAAGUGUAAAAAGGCACUUGGGGCUGGAACAGCUACGGAGUGUUGUUCCUUAUUUCAUUCUGAAGAAGUAUAGAAAUGUAUUUAAGUUUUAAAAAAAAAGAACAAGACUCAUGGGCCAUUGAUGAAGGGGGUGUUCUGCAUGUGCAGUGACCCCUAAGACACCAAUAAGAAAAAAAAAAAGACACAAAAAGUCACUGUAUUUUGAUGUUGGAAGAAUCUAGUUUAUCUCUGGAUGGACGACCUUCUCAAAAUGUGUAUCUUGGUGGUGAAGAUGGGGUCACAGUAUAAUUGUUUUAUGUUUGAUGGCAUGUUUUGAUUUCAGCAGAGAUUAUACCUCUCAUUGGCCUUUGACUUCAGAAAAAGCCCCGACUAGGGCAGACACAUAGGGAAGGAAACAUUUAUGCCCAAGAGAAUGACCUAGCAUCAGUAUCAGCCUUCAUGGUUUUUUAAGCUCCUUGGCAGGUCAUACUAUAAUACUUCCACAAAACGGUAGUGAAUGGCCCUCUGAAUAAUAAGCAACUUUUCAGGAGCCAAAACAUGCACUGUGCAGCAUGCUGGGACUGGAAUAUGGAAAUUGUUUUAAUUUCUUCUUUUCUCUUAUGAGGAAAUCACUGCACUUGGUUUGUCAAGACAAGAGAGUUCAUUCCGCUGUAUCGAAACAGUGAUGAAUUGAAACAUGUUGGAGCAAGUUUUUUAAAAAAAAAUCAAAAUUAAACUGGUUUCUCUUAAAUAGCUUAAAGCUUUCUACAGUACAAAAUAAAUUUAGCAUUGUAAAAUGGAGUUAAUUCAAGUAAUCACUCAGUACCGAAGUCUAAGCAUGUAUGUAUCAUCAGUCUGGCGGUUCCAGGGCAUAAAUAAAUUCUCAGAGAGC